UUUCGUCUUCUUUUUUUCUGGGUUCGCUUCAGCUUCUGUGGAAGAUAAUACAUUAAUGGCCGAGUAUAUCUGUUUACUUAACAAGGACACUCUGAUUAUAAAACCUCUUAAGAAAUCUCCAUUGUUUUCAAGGACAAUAGCUUUAUGGUUUGCAAUGAUGUGCGGUGUUUAUAUCUAUGGAGCAUGUUUAAAACAUGUCGGUAAUUUCACUAAGCUCGGGUUUCAUGGCAUCCAAGUCAUUGAGAAGCCACCCUUGGAAGGUCAAAUUCCCACGUUGCAUUACCCAAACCCAGAAAGUUUUAGCAGGGGUGAAUGUGGUUCGAAUCCGGUCCGGUUCUUUGCGAUAUUAUCAAUGCAAAGGUCCGGAAGUGGAUGGUUUGAGACUUUGCUAAAUAGCCAUAUCAAUGUAAGCUCCAAUGGUGAGAUAUUCUCGGUAAUUGAUAGGAGGAAAAAUGUGUCCACUGUUAUACAAACUUUGGAGAAAGUUUACAAUUUAGAUUGGUUCACUAGUGCUUCGAAGAAUGAAUGCUCGGCCGCUGUUGGCUUCAAGUGGAUGCUAAAUCAGGGAUUGAUAGAGCACCAUCGAGAAAUAGUAGAAUACUUCAAUCAUCGGGGUGUUUCUGCUAUAUUUCUCUUCCGAAGAAAUUUGCUUCGGAGGAUGGUUUCAGUACUCGCGAAUUCGUAUGAUCGAUAUGCAAAGCUAUUAAAUGGAACCCACAAGUCUCAUGUUCAUUCAGAGCAAGAGGCUGCCGCACUUUCGAGUUACAAGCCGAUGAUCAAUUCUACAUCAUUAAUGAUGGAUCUUAAAGAAGCAGAAACGGCCGUUGUUAGGGCUUUAGAGUACUUCGAUAGUACCCAUCACAUGGUUUUGUACUACGAGGAUCUUGUCACAAACCAUACGAAACUCAAAGAUGUUCAAGAGUUCCUAGGCCUUCCACAGAUGGAAUUAACUAGUGGCCAGGUUAAGAUACACAAAGGUCCGUUAUCUGAUUCGGUGAACAACUGGGACGAUGUCAACAAGACACUAAGCGGGACAAAAUACGAGAGAUUCCUUCAUACCGACUAUUAAAAAUGACUGUUGCUCGCAAAAAGGACUGCAUGGAUGGCAUCUUUGGCCAGUUUUUAUUGCGGAAACUGAAUGGACAUUUUCCCAAUUUUGUCUGCCGUGAAGUCACGAUGUUCACCAUGCCAGAAACAAUCUGGCAAGCAAAUACCAUGAAGCCCUCCGCCAUU
This is a messenger RNA of Hibiscus syriacus, 1233 nucleotides long. Its product is annotated as nodulation protein H-like. The transcript has 6 exons. The record is from RefSeq and is a predicted model, not a curated record. NCBI's taxonomy places the organism in Eukaryota, Viridiplantae, Streptophyta, Magnoliopsida, Malvales, Malvaceae. Gene Ontology annotation, molecular function: sulfotransferase activity. The coding region runs from base 56 to 1069 and encodes 337 amino acids.